Nematolebias whitei (Rio pearlfish) is the source of this 2220-nucleotide messenger RNA. RefSeq names its product threonyl-tRNA synthetase 2, mitochondrial (gene tars2). Gene Ontology annotation, molecular function: threonine-tRNA ligase activity; ATP binding. Lineage: Eukaryota; Metazoa; Chordata; Actinopteri; Cyprinodontiformes; Rivulidae. Bases 111 to 2189 code for a protein of 692 amino acids. Gene Ontology annotation, cellular component: cytoplasm. Gene Ontology annotation, biological process: threonyl-tRNA aminoacylation. The transcript is spliced from 18 exons. The record is from RefSeq and is a predicted model, not a curated record.
CGUCGACGUCACCCCGAUUCCAGUGUGUUAUGGCCGUUUGCGCAGAAGGGGAGAGUUGUGCGUUUAAUUUUUGGGGGGAGGAAAUGAACCUGUAGGCAGGAGGGCUCGGAAUGGCGGUGACCCAGUUGUCUCGGCUGGUUGUCAGGUCGUUAGCAGUUCGCAAAACUUCCCACAGGACUUACAGCAAGCUUCAACUGUCUCCAGCUUUGACAGAGCGACUGCGGGUCUUUGAGUCUUUCAGGGAAAAACGAGACCGGAGGAAGGGAGCUGAAGUGACAGAAAAACCUCUCACCAUACGCCUGUUGGAUGAGCACACAGUGAAGGGAAAAGCUGGUGUCACUACACCGCUCUUAGUUGCACAGAGUCUGAGGCUGAAAGGAGCCUUGGUGAGCAAAGUUAAUGGGGAGCUGUGGGAGCUGGGGCGCCCUUUAGAGGAAGACUGUGAACUACAGCUGCUGGGAUUCGACACAGCUGAGGGAAAAAAGGCAGCAUGGAGGACGGGGGCGUGUGUCCUUAGCGGUGUGUUGGAAGGUGUGUUUGGUGCUGAGGUGUGCAGAGAAGGAGCAUCGGAGUUUGGGCUUUUCUGUGACCACGUGUUGAGCAACAGCUCCUUCUCUCUGAGCGAGGUGGAGGCGAGGUGUAAAGACGCUGCCGCGCUCAAACUUCCUGUGAUCGGGUUGGAGCUGAACCCACAGGAGCUCGGUGAACUUUUCCAGGACAGUAAUCUGAGACUGCAGCUUGUUGAAGAGCCGAUGAGUGGCUCCACUCUGACAGUGUACAGGUGUGGAGACAGUGUAGCGGUGUGUAACGGCCCCCUCCUCCCUCACACAGGCUUCCUGAAAGUCUUCAAGAUGCUGCAGAUGUCCUCCGUCACUCUGACCAGUCACACGGAGCCCUCAGGUUUAUCGCGUCUGCUGGGUGUGGCGUUUCCAGGAGAAGAGGACAGGGAGGAGUGGGAGAGGGAGCAGGAGGAGACGAGGAGGAGAGACCACAGGCGCAUAGGAACAGACCAGGAGCUCUUCUUCUUUGAUGAAGUCAGCCCAGGAAGCUGCUUCUUCCUCCCCAAAGGAGCCCACAUCUACAACACGCUCACCGACUUUAUUAAGAGCGAGUACCGAAGGCGAGGCUUCACCGAGGUUGUGACCCCGACUCUGUACAGCACUGCAUUGUGGGAGCGCUCGGGCCACUGGGAGCACUACAGCGAGAACAUGUUCACUGUGACGUCGGAGGACUCUCAGACCUUCGCUCUGAAGCCCAUGAACUGUCCUGCUCACUGUCUCAUGUUUGAGCAUCGAGUGCGCUCGUGGCGGGAGCUUCCUCUGCGAUGGGCCGACUUCGGGGCGCUGCAUCGUAAUGAGCUCUCUGGGGCUCUGGGAGGCCUGACUCGGGUCCGCAGGUUCUGUCAGGACGAUGCUCACAUCUUUUGCGCUCCUGAGCAGCUGGAAGAGGAGAUUGUGGCUUGUUUGGACUUUGUGCGGAGCGUCUAUCAAGUGUUUGGGUUUUCCUUCCACUGCCUGCUCUCCACACGCCCUACACCGUGCCUCGGGGAGCCUGAACAGUGGGACAACGCGGAGCAGCAACUAAUGAAUGGUCUGCAGCAGUUUGGUGAACAUUGGAAGCUGAACCCUGGAGACGGAGCUUUUUACGGCCCAAAGAUUGACAUCCUGAUUAAAGACGCAAUCGGCCGACAACACCAGUGCGCCACAAUCCAACUGGACUUCCAGCUGCCGAUCAGAUUCGACCUUCAGUACGUCGGACAAGAUGGAGUGUCAUGCAGACCAGUGAUGAUCCACAGAGCUGUACUGGGAUCACUGGAGAGAAUGAUUGCCAUCCUGGCUGAAAACUUUGGAGGAAAGUGGCCACUGUGGCUGUCUCCAGCUCAGGUGAAGGUGAUUCCUGUAGGGGGCAGCAGUGAGUCAUACAGCAGACAGGUGGUCCAGCAGUUCUGUGAAGCUGGCUUCAUGGCUGAUAUGAGAAACGAUCAUAGCGCAACCUUAAAUAAGAAGAUUCGCGCCGCUCAGUUGGCUCAGUACAACUACAUAUUUGUGGUGGGCGAUAAGGAGCGUGAGAGUGGGACAGUGAAUGUCAGAAGCAGAGGGGGUAAACAACUUGGCAGGAGGCUGACAGAGGAGGUGCUCAAGUCUCUUAAACAUCUACAAGACACCAGGAGCAACCUGGACGAGUUCUGAUGAAUUUCUGUAACAAAUGUUUGCUUUAAAU